This is a messenger RNA of Coregonus sp. 'balchen', 17110 nucleotides long. Lineage: Eukaryota; Metazoa; Chordata; Actinopteri; Salmoniformes; Salmonidae. The record is from the annotation of a GenBank genome assembly.
AUGUCGCCCAUCAGCCAGUCACAGUUCAUCCCUCUGGGGGAGGUGCUGUGCCUGGCCAUCUCAGCCAUGAACUCAGCCCGCAAGCCUGUCACCCAAGAGGCCCUGACAGAACACCUGGCAACAUGUUUCCCAGGUAACAUCAACAAUACAACUUUAUUUUCCAUAUGUAACAGUAGGGAUGUGCAUCUUUCCCUUUCAAGACGAUUCGAUACGUAUCUAGAUUAGGGCUGACCCCAUUUAUCGACUGGUCGAUUGUUUGGUCAAUAGGCUGUUGGUCGACCAAGAUUUAUUUUGUCGAGCAGUCGCAAAUAUAAUUAUUUUUAUGGUGCACAAAACACCUGUCUGAUAUGCGCCUGUCUCAGUGGACUAAUCCAUUGCGGAGGCCACGGGGAUGGCGCAGUCCAUUACUCUAAGACAUGUGCUACUAAAAUUGUAAAUGGUUGUAUUAUGUAAGAAUAAUGGUGCAAAAUAAAUCAUCCAUAUACAGUAUACAGUGGGGGAAAAAAGUAUUUAGUCAGCCACCAAUUGUGCAAGUUCUCCCACUUAAAAAGAUGAGAGAGGCCUGUAAUUUUCAUCAUAGGUACACGUCAACUAUGACAGAAAAAUUGAGGAAAAAAAAUCCAGAAAAUCACAUUGUAGGAUUUUUUAUGAAUUUAUUUGCAAAUUAUGGUGGAAAAUAAGUAUUUGGUCAAUAACAAAAGUUUCUCAAUACUUUGUUAUAUACCCUUUGUUGGCAAUGACACAGGUCAAACGUUUUCUGUAAGUCUUCACAAGGUUUUCACACACUGUUGCUGGUAUUUUGGCCCAUUCCUCCAUGCAGAUCUCCUCUAGAGCAGUGAUGUUUUGGGGCUGUCGCUGGGCAACACGGACUUUCAACUCCCUCCAAAGAUUUUCUAUGGGGUUGAGAUCUGGAGACUGGCUAGGCCACUCCAGGACCUUGAAAUGCUUCUUACGAAGCCACUCCUUCAUUGCCCGGGUGGUGUGUUUGGGAUCAUUGUCAUGCUGAAAGACCCAGCCACGUUUCAUCUUCAAUGCCCUUGCUGAUGGAAGGAGGUUUUCACUCAAAAUCUCACGAUACAUGGCCCCAUUCAUUCUUUCCUUUACCACGGAUCAGUCGUCCUGGUCCCUUUGCAGAAAAACAGCCCCAAAGCAUGAUGUUUUCACCCCCAUGCUUCACAGUAGGUAUGGUGUUCUUUGGAUGCAACUCAGCAUUCUUUGUCCUCCAAACACGACGAGUUGAGUUUUUACCAAAAAGUUAUAUUUUGGUUUCAUCUGACCAUAUGACAUUCUCCCAAUCCUCUUCUGGAUCAUCCAAAUGUACUCUAGCAAACUUCAGACGGGCCUGGACAUGUACUGGCUUAAGCAGGGGGACACGUCUGGCACUGCAGGAUUUGAGUCCCUGGCGGCGUAGUGUGUUACUGAUGGUAGGCUUUGUUACUUUGGUCCCAGCUCUCUGCAGGUCAUUCACUAGGUCCCCCCGUGUGGUUCUGGGAUUUUUGCUCACCGUUUUUGUGAUUAUUUUGACCCCACGGGAUGAGAUCUUGCGUGGAGCCCCAGAUCGAGGGAGAUUAUCAGUGGUCUUGUAUGUCUUCCAUUUCCUAAUAAUUGCUCCCACAGUUGAUUUCUUCAAACCAAGCUGCUUACCUAUUGCAGAUUCAGUCUUCCCAGCCUGGUGCAGGUCUACAAUUUUCUUUCUGGUGUCCUUUGACAGCUCUUUGGUCUUGGCCAUAGUGGAGUUUGGAGUGUGACUGUUUGAGGUUGUGGACAGGUGUCUUUUAUACUGAUAACAAGUUCAAACAGGUGCCAUUAAUAAAGGUAACGAGUGGAGGACAGAGGAGCCUCUUAAAGAAGAAGUUACAGGUCUGUGAGAGCCAGAAAUCUUGCUUGUUUGUAGGUGACCAAAUACUUAUUUUCCACCAUAAUUUGCAAAUAAAUUCAUAAAAAAUCCUACAAUGUGAUUUUCUGGAUUUUUUUUCCUCAAUUUUUCUGUCAUAGUUGACGUGUACCUAUGAUGAAAAUUACAGGCCUCUCUCAUCUUUUUAAGUGGGAGAACUUGCAUAAUUGGUUGCUGACUAAAUACUUUUUUCCCCCACUGUAUCUACAGAAAUAAGACAGAUCUUGCUUCUGUUGCUAGUUUGAAUGUUUGUUUAAUAAGCCUACCGAUUCCGUGAGCACCAAGCCUCACGCAACCGCAAAAUGUCGGAUAAAGCAAUUUUACAAAUUCGUCUGUUUUUAAUCUUUGCUAUGCUGUAAUAAAGGCUUAAAAAAAAUGUUUUUGUUAGAACAGACUGUGUGGUAUUACUUAUGUAGAUGCGAUAUUUCUGUUUUUAUUGAAGGUAUUGAAAAUCAUACCUUCGUCGUUAUUUCGAAAUACCCCGUUAUGUGGUAUAAACGAUAUAUAGCCCAAGCCGUAUGUGUGCGUAAAAUUGUGUAUGUAUUAUGUAGACACCUGAUCUGAGCCAUAAGGGAGACUAGGCAUCUACCACCCCACUAUCAGAUUAUAACCUAGCAAAUUACAUAGGUUGUCACUCAACUGCCCUUUCCCACCUGGACAAAAGGAACACCUAUGUGAGAAUGCUGUUUGUUGACUACAGCUCAGCUUUCAACACCAUAGUGCCCUCAAAGCUCAUCACUAAGCUAAGGACCCUGGGACUAAACACCUCCCUCUGCAACUGGAUCCUGGACUUCCUGACGGGCCGCCUCCAGGUGGUAAGGGUAGGUAACAACACAUCUUCCAUGCUGAUCCUCAACACGGGGCCCCUCAGGGGUACAUGCUCAGUCCCCUUCUGUAGUCCCUGUUCACCCAUGACUGCAUGGCCAGGCACGACUCCAACACCAUCAUUAAGUUUGCCGAUGACACAACAGUGGUAGGCCUGAUCACCGACAACGAUGAGACAGCCUAUAGGGAGGAGGUCAGAGUCCUGGCCAUGUGGUGCAAGAAUAACAACCUCUCCCUCAACGUGAUCAAGACAAAGGAGAUGAUUGUGGACUACAGGAAAAGGAGGACCGAGCACGCCCCCAUUCUCAUCGACGGGGCUGUAGUGGAGCAGAUUGAGCGCUUCAAGUUCCUUGGUGUCCACAUCACCAACAAACUAUCAUGGUCCAAACACAGCAAGACAGUCGUGAAGAGGGCACGACAAAGCCUAUUCCCCCUCAGGAGACUGAAACGAUUUGGCAUGGGUCUUCAGAUGCUCAAAAAGCUCUACAGCUGCACCAUCGAGAUCAUCCUGACUGGAUGCAUCACUGCCUGAUAUGGCAACUGCUCGGCCUCCGACCGCAAGGCUCUACAGAGGGUAGUGCUUAUGGCCCAGUACAUCACUGGGGCCAAGCUUCCUGCCAUCCAGGACCUCUAUACCAGGCGGUGUCAGAGGAAGGCCCUAGAAAUUGUCAAAGACUCCAGCCACCCUAGUCAUAGACUGUUCUCUCUGCUACUGCACGGCAAGCGGUGCCGGAGCUCCAAAAGGCUUCUUAACAGCUUCUACCCCCAAGCCAUAAGACUCCUGAACAGCUAAUCAAAUGUCUACCCAUACUAUUUGCAUUGCCCUCCCCCUGUUUUACGCUGCUGCUACUCUGUUUAUUAUCUAUGCAUAGGCACUUUAACUCUACAUUUACAUUUUAGUCAUUUAGCAGACGCUCUUAUCCAGAGCGACUUACAGGAGCAAUUAGGGUUAAGUGCCUUGCUCAAGGGCACGUCGACAUAUUUUUCACCUAGUUGGCUCUGGGAUUAGAACCAGCAACCUUUCGGUUACUGGCAUAACGCUCUUAACCACUAAGCUACCUGCCGCUACCUAUAUGUACAGCACCAGUCAAAGGUUUGGACACACCUACUCAUUCCGGGGUUGUUCUUUAUUUUUACUAUUUUCUACGUUGUAGAAUAAUAGUGAAGACAUAAAAACGAUGAAAUUCCACAUGGAAUCAUGUAGUAACCAAAAAAGUGUUAAACAAAUCAAAAUAUAUUUGAGAUUCUUCAAUGUAGCCACCCUUUGCCUUGAUGACAGCUUUCCACACUCUUGGCAUUCUCUCAACCAGCUUCAUGAGGUAGUCACCUGGAAUGCAUUUCAAUUAACAGGUGUGCCUUGUUAAAAGUUCAUUUGUGGAAUUUAUUACCUUCUUAAUGCGUUUGAGCCAAUCAGUUGUGUUGUGACAAGGUAGGGGUGGUAUACAGAAGAUUACCCUAUUUGGCAAAAUACCAAGUCCAUAUUAUGGCAAGAACAGCUCAAAUAAUCAAAGAGAAAUGACAAUCCUUCAUUACUUUAAGACAUGAAGGUCAGUCAAUCUGGAAAAUGUCAAGAACUUUGAACGUUUCUUCAAGUGCAAUUGCAAAAACCAUCAAGCACUAUGAUGAAACUGGCUCUCAUGAGGACCGCCACAGGUAAGGAAGACCCAGAGUUACCUCUGCUGCAGAGGAUAAGUUCAUUAGAGAUACCAGCCUCAGAAAUUGCAGCCCGAAUAAAUGCUUCAGAGUUCAAGUAACGGACACAUCUCAACAUCAACUGUUCAGAGGAGACUGUGUGAAUCAGGCCUUCAUGGUCGAAUUGCUGCAAAUAAACCACUACUAAAGUUGACCAAUAAGAAGAAGAGACUUGCUUGGGCCAAGAAACACGAGCAAUGGACAUUAGACCAGUCCAAAUUUGAGAUUUUUGGUUCCAACCGCCGUGUCUUUGUGAGACGCAGAGUAGGUGAACGGAUGAUCUCUGCAUAUGUGGUUCCCACCGUGAUGGGAAUGAAUGAGUAGGUGUCCAAACUUUUGACUAGUACUGUACAUAUUACCUCAAUUACCUCGACUAACCUGUGCCCCCGCACAUUGACACUGUUCCGGUACCGGUAUAUCGCCUUGCUACUGUUAUUUUACUGCUGCUCUUUAAAAGUUAUUUGUGAUAUCUUUUUGAUUUUUUUUACUUUAUCUAUUUUUUACUUAACACUUAUUUUUCUUAACUGCAUUGUUGGUUAAGGGCUUGUAAGUAAGCAUUUCAUUCGGCGCAUGUGACAAAUACAAUUUGAUUUGAUCUCCGCAUGUGUGGUUCCCACCGUGAUCCACGGAGGAGGAGAUGUGAUGGUGUGGGGGUGCUUUGCUGGUGACACUUUCUGUGAUUUAUUUUGAAUUCAAGGCACACUUAACCAGCAUGGCUACCACAGCAUUCUGCAGCGAUACGCCAUCCCAUCUGGUUUGCGCUUAGUGGGACUAUCAUUUGGUUUUCAACGGGACAAUGACCCAACACACCUCCAGGCUGUAUAAGGGCGAUUUGACCAAGAAGGAGAGUGAUGGAGUGCUGCAUCAGAUGACCUGGCCUCCACAAUCACCCGACCUCAACCCAAUUGAUAUGGUUUGGGAUGAGUUGGACUGCAGAGUGAAGGAAAAGCAGCCAACAAGUGCUCAGCAUAUGUGGGAACUCCUUCAAGAGAAAGAGAGAACCAAGAGUGUGCAAUGCUGUCAUCCAGGCAAAAGGUGGCUACUCUGAAGAAUCUAAAAUCUAAAAUCUAUUUUGAUUUGUUUAACACUUUUUUGGGUUACUACAUGAUUCCAUGUGUUAUUUCAUAGUUUUUGUGUCUUCACUAUUAUUCUACAAUGUAGAACAUAGUAAAGAUAAAGAAAAACCCUUGAAUGAGUAGGUGUGUCCAAACUUUGGACUGGUACUGUAUAUAUAGAAAAUCAUCUAAAAUAUAUAAAUCAAGUUUAAGAGGGACCCCUGUAGGUAUAAAAACAAAUAUUUACAAAAUGAAACAUUGAAUUUAGCCUGACUGCUAUUCGCCCAUAGAAACACAUUUAAUAGCAUUCGUACAUGACAAAACAGAUAGUCAAAAAAUUAAUAAAAUGAUAUGUUUUGAAGUGUCUCCUAUAUCUGGGAGAUAUAAGAAAGCUCUGGAAAUAGUUUUUUUUACCCAUAUUUAACCCCUUCCAUAUACACUCAGUGGCCAGUUUAUUAGGUACACCACCCUGUUCACAAAUGGUUCACUACUACAGACAGUGAGUCACGUGGCCGUGGCUUGCUAUAUAAAACAGGCAGACAGGCGUCGAGACCUUCAUUUACUGUUCGAUUGAACGUUAGAAUGGGCAACACAAGUGACCUAAGCGACUUUGAGGGUGGUAUGACUCUCUGUGGUCACUAAAGAUCCCAUGGCACUUAUCAUAAGAAUAGGGGUGUUCACCCCGGUGUCCUGGCUAAAUUCCCAAUCUGGCCCUCAUACCAACAUGGCCACCUAAUCAUCCCCAGCUUCCACUUGGCUCAUUCAUCCCCUUUCCUCUCCCCUGUAACUAUUCCCCAGGUCAUUGCUGUAAAUGAGAAUGUGUUCUAAGUCUACUUAAAUAUAUAUAUUUUUAAAUGCGCGCCAGUUCCAUUAUCUCAGAAACUGCCGGCCUUCACGCACAACAGUGUCUAGGGUUUACCGAGAAUGGUGCGACAAAUAAAAAAACAACCAGUCAGCGGCAGUCCUGUGGGCGAAAACAGCUUGUUGAAGGAGAAUUGCAAUUAUCAUGCAAGCUAACAGUCGGGCCACAAACAGGCAAAUAAUGGCGCAGUAAAACAGUGAUGUGCAGAACGGCAUCUUGGAACGCACACCUUGUCGGUCCUUGCCACUGAUAGACUAUUGCAGCAGACGACCACACCGGGUUCCACUCCUAUCAGAUCAAAACAGGAAGAAGCGGCUCCAGUGGGCAAGUGAUCACCAACACUGGACAAUUGAUGAGUGGAAAAACAUCCCCUGGUCCGACGAAUCCCGGUUCCUGUUGUGUUAUGUUGAUGGCAGAGUCAGGGUUUGGAUUAAGCAGCGUCCAUGGCCCCAUCCUGCCUGUAAUCAACUGUACAGGCUGGUGGUGUAAUGGUGUGGGGAAUGUUUUCCUGGCACACGUUAGGUCCCUUGAUACCAAUUGAGCAACGUUUCCAUGCCCAGAGGAAUUCAGGCUGUUAUGGAAGCAAAGGGGGGUCCGACCCGGUACUAGAUGGGUGUACCUAAUAAAUUGGCCACUGAGUCUAUACGUCCGUAUUUUUUUAACUAUUACCGGGUUACCUUCAGACGAGGCUUGUGGGCGUUGUAUAGCAGAACAACCAACAUGUACGUGUUCGUGAGAGACAGAAGUUGGCACAUCAGCGGUACCAACUUGACUUCUGGUCAAAAGUUGGACACUAAAUAGGGAAUAGGUUACCAUUUGGGAUGCACGUUCAGUCUGCUCCAUAUGAUGUUACGGAAAGGUCAGCUUUUCUGGGACAAUAGGAGAGUGGGGAAGGUUGUUACAGAUGGGCAUUACUUGGGAUAGGACUGUGUCUAUUCACUGCCUGGCCAACCAGUUCCCUCUCUUUCUCUCUGUGUAUAACUACAAAAUAAAGCAUUUGACACAUGCUGAGGUAAUCUAAUUGCACAAGGCUGCAGAUAUGAAUUGCAGACAGUGGAUGUGUAGCACUGAAGCUUAGGCUACCCUUUAAGUGGGAUGCUCCCCUAGUCUCCUUAUAUGCUCUUUAUAUCCACAUACAGUGGGGGAAAAAAAGUAUUUAGUCAGCCACCAAUUGUGCAAGUUCUCCCACUUAAAAAGAUGAGAGAGGCCUGCAAUUUUCAUCAUAGGUACACGUCAACUAUGACAGACAAAUUGAGGAAAAAAAAUCCAGAAAAUCACAUUGUAGGAUUUUUAAUGAAUUUAUUUGCAAAUUAUGGUGGAAAAUAAGUAUUUGGUCACCUACAAACAAGCAAGAUUUCUGGCUCUCACAGACCUGUAACUUCUUCUUUAAGAGGCUCCUCUGUCCUCCACUCGUUACCUGUAUUAAUGGCACCUGUUUGAACUUGUUAUCAGUAUAAAAGACACCUGUCCACAACCUCAAACAGUCACACUCCAAACUCCACUAUGGCCAAGACCAAAGAGCUGUCAAAGGACACCAGAAACAAAAUUGUAGACCUGCACCAGGCUGGGAAGACUGAAUCUGCAAUAGGUAAGCAGCUUCGUUUGAAGAAAUCAACUGUGGGAGCAAUUAUUAGGAAAUGGAAGACAUACAAGACCACUGAUAAUCUCCCUCGAUCUGGGGCUCCACGCAAGAUCUCACCCCGUGGGGUCAAAAUGAUCACAAGAACGGUGAGCAGAAAUCCCAGAACCACACGGGGGGACCUAGUGAAUGACCUGCAGAGAGCUGGGACCAAAGUAACAAAGCCUACCAUCAGUAACACACUGCUCCGCCAGGGACUCAAAUCCUGCAGUGCCAGACGUGUCCCCCUGCUUAAGCCAGUACAUGUCCAGAUGAAACGUGGCUGGGUCUUUCAGCAUGACAAUGAUCCCAAACACACCGCCCGGGCAACAAAGGAGUGGCUUCGUAAGAAGCAUUUCAAGGUCCUGGAGUGGCCUAGCCAGUCUCCAUAUCUCAACCCCAUAGAAAAUCUUUGGAGGGAGUUGAAAGUCCGUGUUGCCCAGCGACAGCCCCAAAACAUCACUGCUCUAGAGGAGAUCUGCAUGGAGGAAUGGGCCAAAAUACCAGCAACAGUGUGUGAAAACCUUGUGAAGACUUACAGAAAACGUUUGACCUGUGUCAUUGCCAACAAAGGGUAUAUAACAAAGUAUUGAGAAACUUUUGUUAUUGACCAAAUACUUAUUUUCCACCAUAAUUUGCAAAUAAAUUCAUUAAAAAUCCUACAAUGUGAUUUUCUGGAUUUUCUUUUCUCAAUUUGUCUGUCAUAGUUGACGUGUACCUAUGAUGAAAAUUACAGGCCUCUCUCAUCUUUUUAAGUGGGAGAACUUGCACAAUUGGUGGCUGACUAAAUACUUUUUUCCCCCACUGUAUACUGAUAGACCUAAACAUGAUCCACGCUGGCUUUACACUGGAACAACAAACAGGUCAUGGCGGCAUUUUGUGUACACUCUUAGGAAAAUAGUUAUCUAUCUAGAACCUAAAAGGGUUCUUCGGCUGUCCCCAUAGGAUAACCAUUUGAAUAACCCUUUUUGGUUCCAGGUACAACCCUUUUGUGUUCCAUAGUCUGUUUAUUAUAGAAAUUACAUUCUGCAACGUUCAGAAUAUUGAGCCCCGUGUUGAAUAAGCCCCUAGCCCCAUCUGCCUUCUCCCUGACCAUCCAAUCAGGCCCCCUCCCCAAUCCCCCCUCAGACACAGCCCCUCUCUCUCCACUCUGGAAGUUCAGAGCCAGCGCUGGAAGGAUUAGGAUGAGGAGGAGCUGAUCCAGUUAGCUGUUAACUCAGUCUCUCUCUCUCUCUUUCUGUCCUCUCUCUCUUUCUGUCCUCUCUCUGUCCUCUCUCUCUUUCUGUCCUCUUUCUUUCUCGCUGUUUCAACAUCAAAGCCCCUCAGUUAUGUGUCACCCCCCUUUACCUCACCAUACCAAUCAAAUCAUCUCCAUCAUAUGGCCCCUUCCCUCCAACCCGGCUAAUGAAUAAGUUUGGACCGUCAGCUCAGGUGUGUGUGUGUUUGUGUGUGUGUGUGUGUGUAACUCUGUGCUGUAAUCCUGGAUACAGAGGUAUAAAGAGGAGUUGAACUGGAUGAUAGUUUAUGUAGGUGAGCGUAAGUCCUGCUUCAUAAUGGCAAAUGGGCUGGGUCCCAAACUGCACCUUAUUCUAUUUAUAAUGCACCACUUUUAAAUAGGGAAUAGGUUGCCAUUUGGGAUGCAUUUCCUAGACUACUACCCCUCUGUAGACACUUGAGUCACAAGAAGGAACAAGAGGAAGUUGCGUCACUUUGGUCGGGCAACUAAACCCAUAUGAUGUAAUGGCAGGCAACCCCAACUAGUCAAGGCUUAUCUAUCGUACAGACGUAUGUGCAGGCGGGUAACUGCCUGCCUGCCAGUUUACCAAUAGAUCUUAAUUAAUGCGUUUGUGUGUUGACUAUUUUUGUCUGGAAUAAGAGGGACGACCAGUCAACCACUAUUGCCAAAUGCGUACACACUACCAUAACCUGUCAACUCAAUUUACACUACGUUUGCCUUUACAUUUACAUUUUAGUCAUUUAGUAGACGCUCUUAUCCAGAGCGACUUACAGUUAGUGAGUGCAUACAUUUUUAGUCCCAUUACUCAUUUCCUAAGCUGAAUCUAGUAUGUAUUAUCCUAUUUUAGACUGUUAACAUUCCUUUCAGUCAGCAGGGGGCAUAUUUAGUCAGUUCAUUUUAGGGAUUUUAAAUAAUCCCUCUCUAUUGCUCCACGACAGUAGACCUGUAUUGUACCUGUAUUGUAGACACAAUAGCUGCCUCUCCCUAUCACAUGCCAAGCAUUGUAGUGAAGCUAUUCUGUCCGGUGCGUGUGCGUGUGUCUGUGUGUAGUCGUGGAGGGGCUGGGUGCUGCGUGAGUCUGAGAUGGGUGUGACCGCUAGCUUCCUCGCCUGCCUGUAUUUUGCUGCAGCCUCAGUCUACAUAUGUGGCUGGCUGGUGGGAUUGCAUCACGCUGGACGGGCUGAAAGGGCACCAUGAUGUAACUGUGAGUAAUACUACCUCCAGUGAAGUGAAGCAGUUCAGCGCCGUGCUGUGCUGUGAGUGGCAUGGAGGAGUGGAUGGGGAGCAGCUACUGCUGCAGCAUUGAUCGCCCUGUCUCUCUCUGGGUGUGUCUGAAAUGGAUCCCUAUUCCCUAUAUAGUGCACUACUUUUGACCUAUGGGCCCUGGUCAAAAGUAGUGCACUAUAUAGGGAAUAGGGUGUCAUUUGGGACGCAAUACGUCUCUCCCUGCAUCAAGGGCCCCGGCUGACUGGCUCCCCAAAGGGAUGAUCAGACAGUGAAGACAUUUAUUCUAUACAUAUAACAAUCUGUUCUGUCAGAUUACUAUCUGAUAGAUCCAGGUCGACUAUGUGGUUGAUGUAUUGGGCGAAUUACAGUUUUCACGAUCGAUUGGUUAUUACAAAUAAUAGCGCAUCCAUUGCUGAAUAAUGAGCAUUCAAUGCUAUUAUAUGAUAAUAUCACAAAUUAAUACGUUAUCACGUGAUAUAGGGUGCGUACCAAAUGGCACCCUAUUGGAGUGCACUAUAAAGGGAAUAGCGUGCCAUUUGAGACGCAUCCAGAAUGUUAUGUUUGACAUAUAUGACAUGUUCCUCUCCGUGUCGUUGUCUAGGUGUGCCCACGCCAACGGCGGAGAUCCUCCACCACACACUGAGCAUGCUGGUCCGGGAGAGGAAGAUUUCCCAUACGCCGGAGGGCUACUUCAUCGUCACGCCCCAGACCUACUUCAUCACGCCCUCUCUCAUCAGGACCAGCUCCAAGUGGUACCACCUGGACGAGAGGAUACCGGAACGCCAGCAGCAGCAGCAACAACAACAACAACAACAGCAGCCGUGUACCUCCCCCCUCUCUGGAACCAUCACCCCCUCUACCUCUGGCUGUGUCAGGGACAGGUCCUAUCCUAAGAACCAUGGAGACUCUUAUAAUAGUUACCGUGAUGACCCCCCCAGCCACCACACCACCCUCACCAGGAAGUCCACCAAGGAGCACCGAGAGGCCUACUCGCCCCACUCGCCCCACUCGCCCCACUCGCCUCACUCACCCCACUCCCCUCACACCCCCACACAGCCCCAGCACACCACGGAGAAGACCCGGAGCACCCUCAGCUUCCCCUUCAAGUCGGACACACUGACCAAGCACCGCGAGGGUGGCAGCAGCGGGGAGAAGCAGUCCAAGAAGUUUGGCCUUAAGCUGUUCAGGCUGAGCUUCAAGAAGGACAAGACCAAGCAACUGACCACCUUCUCGGCCCAGUUCCCCCCGGAAGAGUGGCCUCUGCGGGACGAGGAGACGCCCACGGCCGUGCCACGCGAUGUGGAGAUGGAGAUCAUCAGACGGAUCAACCCGGACCUGACGGUGGAGAACGUGGCGAGGCACACAGCCGUGAUGAAGAGGUUGGAGGAGGAGAGGGCCCAGAGGAGCAAGGCCAGCUCGUCUGCCCAACACAGCGCACGCAGCAGGAGGAGCCGCGGACACCGCAAGCCCCAGGGUAAGCCCUCACGCUCCCACAGUAAGACCCGCGCCUCCCGGGGAGACCCCUCUGAGGGAUCCAACAUGGACCUGGCGGCUGAGAGGGACUACUGGGCCUACAGCUCCUCCCUGGCGCACUCGCCGCGGGACGCCGCCGCCUCCAGGGAAUGCAGCCGUGCCCGCCACCUGGCCCACAGCAACCCCAACAUCAUGGAUUCCCACCUGCCCGUCACCCCGGAGUGGGACGUGUCGGGAGAGCUGGCCAAGAGAAGGACGGAGAUGCCCUUCCCCGAGCCUUCGCACGGGCCGUCCCACUCCAAGGUGCACCGCAGCCACAGCCACACACAGGAGAGGAAGUCACGCAACGAGCGCUCAGACAACAAGGCCAAAGAGAGGUCCCGCUCCAUGGAUAACUCCAAAGGGCCCCUGGGGGUCGGGCUGAUUGGGCCCCCGGACUACUUUGAGCGCAGCCCUGAUGAGAGGGACAGAGAGAGGAGCCGCUACUACACAGACGACGGGACCUUGAGGGCCUCAACCCAGGCCUCCCACUACUCCCACUCGCGGGCCAUGCCCCCUGCUGCUAAGUUAACCUCUGAUGUGUGUGGGCCCGACGGCGGGAUGACACUUGAAAAGAACAAAAGUAGAGACAUUUUACCUGCCUACGACAGCUUGAAGGCUUACUCUCCCAAACCCAUGGCUGAGGACUAUUUCCAGUGCAAUGCAUCCAACGAAGUGGUUUUCACUGCUCCCAGCCCCUUAGGAAAACACAAUCACGAUAGCUUACUUAAGGUGAAGGUGGGCUGUAUGUCCGACAGACAGACCCCUCAACCCCCAGAGUACAAAGAGGAAACUACAAAGGGACAUAACGGCGUUAGUUUACCCAUGCCCUGCCAGAUGCCUGAGCCUUUGCCAAAUGGACGUUCGGUACAGCACCACAACACCAACUCCGGUAGCAUGGACAAGAGGAAGGAGAUCUUCAGCAAAGACACUCUGUUUAAACCGCCGCCCAACGCGCUGACAGGAGCCUAUGGGGACGGCAGCUACUCCAGGUCAAGCACGCUGAGGAAGACCCAGGUCAUGUUGUCAGCCGAGGUGCUGGACAGCCAGGAGCACUUUGAGCAGCCUGGCCCCCUGCUAGCUGUGCCCCGGCCCCCCUCCUCUGGACCCUCGGGGAUGGAGCAGGCUGGCUCGUGCCAGGCCGGGGAGGCCGCCUUCGACUACUACAAUGUGUCUGACGACGAGCUGGAGGACGCUGCCUCGGCCAAGCGGGCAGAGCAGAAGCAGAAGGCCCCAGAGGGUUGUGGUGGGGGAGGAGGGGGCACCAUGCAGUGGCUGCUGGAGAGGGAGAAGGAGAGGGACCUCCAGCGCAGGUUUGAAAGGAACCUGACCUUCCCCAACCCCAAGGAGAGCGACCACAACAACCAGAGCCAGCAGUCGGCCCACUCGGCCAGGCUGGACAGCAUGGACAGCAACAGUGUUACAGUGGACAGUGGAUUUAACUCUCCACGGUAAGCCUUGGUCGGGUAAAAACAACACACUCACUCACAUAGACACACACAGCGUCUCUGUUUGUGUCGGCGGUGGUAAUGAGAGGGGAUGGCUUCUUAUUCUGUGAAUAGACUAAUGGUGGGAUUAUUGUUCUCACAUGAGAACCAAAUGGACCGGUACUAUUAUAAAAUAUGGUGCUAUUGAUUCUAGUGAAUCUGAGGUACAACCUAUCAUGGGUUAUAGCCCUGUAGAAGAGACAGAAUAGGAGGUUCCAAUGUUUCCUAAUUUCAUAAUUGCCUCAUUCAUGUGAGCCUAUGCUUGUCUGUUUACAAAACCUCAUUUUUGCUCUGAAUGGAUUUGGUUUGCUUUCUUUGUUACUUUUUGUUUCUUUCUGAUGUCUCUGCUUCACUCAAUGAUUCACGUUCAUUUGAACUCAGAUAUUUUUCUUAGUCUCUUGAAUCACUUGAGCGUAAGCAGACAUCUGUGUUUUUUUGGAGUUUUUAGCUCAUGAUACAUGGUGUCUGUUACUGAAAUAUGUCCAUUAAGACAACCAUUCACAUGGCUUUACCAUCAACCGACAAAAUAUUACCUUUUUUGGUCCCAAAAGCAACAUGGAGGAUUUUGAUAUUUAUCAGUGCUAAAAGAGGGAGAAAGGGGGAGUAGGCCUGUCUCUGUCAUAGUGUGUAUGGAGUUCAUCUGUCAGGUCAGAACCGUAACAGCUAAUAUAUCGCGAAGAACUAAGCACAGUUUUUUUAAAUGUACUUUCAAAUUGUGUGUAGAAUUGUAUUCCAGUUGUUUUAAAAGACUGCCUAUUAAACUUUGGUUUUACAUUACACAGAUAGCAACCCCCAAAAUAUUUUGUGCAUUACAACACUGUGCCUGAUUUUACCAAAUCCUUUUCGCCCGGGCCCCUCUGGCAUAGUGGGAGUGUGUGACACUUCAUUAGGGUCACGUGUCUUCCUGUGUCUAACCCCGACCACAUGUUCCAGCCUCUAAACAAGAUGGAUGCCCGCGCUAGUGCCGGUCGUCUUUGAUUGGUUUGCAGUUCAGGACCUCUGGGACGAUCGACUCAUUUGUUUUCUGGCUGAGUGCCCCCCCUUCCCUCAGCCCCUUCCACGUUGGAGUUGGAGUGGUGGUCCUUUCUUGUAGGGUAUUUUGCCUAUUUCACAGCCUCUCAUGACCAUGUCAUUUUCCUUUCCUGUGACAAAAAUGUCAAUAACAAAAGUUUCUCAAUACUUUGUUAUAUACCCUUUGUUGGCAAUGACACAGGUCAAACGUUUUCUGUAAGUCUUCACAAGGUUUUCACACACUGUUGCUGGUAUUUUGGCCCAUUCCUCCAUGCAGAUCUUCUUUAGAGCAGUGAUGUUUUGGGGCUGUCGCUGGGCAACACGGAAUUUCAACUCCCUCCAAAUAUUUUCUAUGGGGUUGAGAUCUGGAGACUGGCUAGGCCACUCCAGGACCUUGAAAUGCUUCUUACGAAGCCACUCCUUCGUUGCCGGGCGGUGUGUUUGGGAUCAUUGUCAUUCUGAAAGACCCAGCCACGUUUCAUCUUCAAUGCCCUUGCUGAUGGAAGGAGGUUUUCACUCAAAAUCUCACGAUACAUGGCCCCAUUCAUUCUUUCCUUUACCACGGAUCAGUCGUCCUGGUCCCUUUGCAGAAAAACGGCCCCAAAGCAUGAUGUUUUCACCCCCAUGCUUCACAGUAGGUAUGGUGUUCUUUGGAUGCAACUCAGCAUUCUUUGUCCUCCAAACACGACGAGUUGAGUUUUUACCAAAAAGUUAUAUUUUGGUUUCAUCUGACCAUAUGACAUUCUCCCAAUCCUCUUCUGGAUCAUCCAAAUGCACUCUAGCAAACUUCAGACGGGCCUGGACAUGUACUGGCUUAAGCAGGGGGACACGUCUGGCACUGCAGGAUUUGAGUCCCUGGCGGCGUAGUGUGUUACUGAUGGUAGGCUUUGUUACUUUGGUCCCAGCUCUCUGCAGGUCAUUCACUAGGUCCCCCCGUGUGGAUCUGGGAUUUAUGCUCACCGUUCUUGUGAUCAUUUUGACCCCAUGGGGUGAGAUCUUGCGUGGAGCCCCAGAUCGAGGGAGAUUAUCAGUGGUCUUGUAUGUCUUCCAUUUCCUAAUAAUUGCUCCCACAGUUGAUUUCUUCAAACCAAGCUGCUUACCUAUUGCAGAUUCAGUCUUCCCAGCCUGGUGCAGGUCUACAAUUUUGUUUCUGGUGUCCUUUGACAGCUCUUUGGUCUUGGCCAUAGUGGAGUUUGGAGUGUGACUGUUUGAGGUUGUGGACAGGUGUCUUUUAUACUGAUAACAAGUUCAAACAGGUGCCAUUAAUACAGGUAACGAGUGGAGGACAGAGGAGCCUCUUAAAGAAGAAGUUACAGGUCUGUGAGAGCCAGAAAUCUUGCUUGUUUGUAGGUGACCAAAUACUUAUUUUCCACCAUCAUUUGCAAAUAAAUUCAUAUAAAAUCCUACAAUGUGAUUUUCUGGAUUUUUCUUUCUCAAUUUGUCUGUCAUAGUUGACGUGUACCUAUGAUGAAAAUUACAGGCCUCUCUCAUCUUUUUAAGUGGGAGAACUUGCACAAUUGGUGGCUGACUAAAUACUUUUUUCCCCCACUGUAUGAGCCAUCAGGGCAGAUUUCACUCAUCUCCUCUGUGACUGCUGUUGUAAAGGGCAUCUGUCCACAGAUGUGUACUUGGUCAUUUGGCCCCCUCCCUUCCCCCAGGCAGCUCAGCUCAGCUCCACCCCUCUCUUCCAUAGCCCUGGCCUGCAGAUGGAGGCAGUGACCAGAAGCACAUCCACCUUUCAUGGGUCACCUGGUCUAGCUGGAAGUGAAAAGAUAGAAACAAAUAAAAGUUUAUUGGUCAUGUACACAGUUUAACAGAUGUUACAGCGGGUGCAGCGAAAUGCUUAUGUUAGUUACUCCUAACAAUGCAGUAAAAUAUCAAACAAGUACACAAAUAUAACAAGAAACUGGCGUGAUCAGACUUUUUGACAUGCUGUUACUCUGUAAACCACUAAUGACACCAUUCCAAAGAAGUGUCUUGUCAUACAGAUAUUAGGCUAAUACCUUACAUAUUAUCAGUCAUAUAAUGUUUAAAACAAUCCCAUUGUAGAGAAUAUCAGAGAAACCAUGAAUGAGGACCACACUUGUCUAUAUCUGCCAGAGACUUACUCACAAAUGACCCUUCUCUCAUUCUCUCUUCUCGCUUUACCCAUCUUUUCUUCUCAUCUUUUGUUACUUCCUCUCUGGGCAUUAGUUACAGCAGUUAGUGGUUAAUAUGGAGAGGAUAUCAAGUUUUGUUUUACUAGAAGGGAACGACCUAACCUCAAUAAGUGCUGCCAAUAGCUGGAAAAUAUUAUAGACAAUGUGUCAACAAUCAAUCCGAUACUUUCUGCUCUCACACAAUUCCACACAAACAAGGGAAGCCCAGGCAGCGUAACAUUUUUCUGUAUCCUCUGUGUGUGGACCUCUCUCCCUCUUUCUCUUCAUUCUCUUCACCAUUAUUUUUUUCUCUCCCUUCCUCUCGUCUUCUUUCUUCCUUGGGUCAGCACACGAGAGAGCCUGGCCUCAAACACCUCCAGCAUUGUGGAGAGCAACAGACGUCAGAAUCUGGCUCUGAGUCCCGGACACCUGGGAAUCGCCACGGGCAAUGGUCCACCUUUCACCUUCCGGACCAUUCCAGAGCCGCCCACCGCCCAACCCGAGAAACUGCAGAAACCCUCAAACUGUUUGACCUCCAUAACGAGUGUGUGA